Molecule: messenger RNA, 1163 nt
Organism: Chenopodium quinoa (quinoa)
Lineage: Eukaryota; Viridiplantae; Streptophyta; Magnoliopsida; Caryophyllales; Amaranthaceae
Exons: 5
Coding region: 377-1141 (254 amino acids)
Biological process (GO): proteolysis
Molecular function (GO): cysteine-type peptidase activity
Source: RefSeq, a predicted model, not a curated record
UUUUUAUAUUCUAACUAUUUCUAGGUUGUCUCCUAAUUGUAUAUAUUUCUUAUGUUCUAAAGUUACUUUUUAUUUUCUAAUUAUUUUUUGCUAUUUGCUAUAAUACUUAAUUUUUAUGGUGUAAUUGCUAUGAAGAUUUAGGAUCAAAAGAAGAAGAAAAAGAGCAGUACAGAAAAGAGAGAAACGAGGAGGAAAAAAUUGAGAAGAAAGAGAAAAGGAAUGAGGAGUCACCAAAAUAGGUACUUAUGUUCUAAACUAUAUUCUUAUGUUUUAAAUUAUGUGUUUAUGUUCUAAACUACAUGCUUAUGUUCUAAACUACAUGCUUAUGUUCUGAUUUUAUUGUUCUGAUUUUAGGGAGCUUUUGUAUGCUGAUAACAUGGGGACAAAGAUUACGAGAGAUGAGAUUCAUAGUCUCAUAGAAGAUAAGCACAUGUUGAACAAUGUUGUGGAUUCUUAUGUUUGCCUAUUGAAUUUUGAAAAUAAAAGACGUGGUGUAGACAAGAAGAGUAGAUUCUUUUUCAGUACUGAAUGCUAUCUCAUACGUUGUACAGAAAAAUACUUCAAAUCAAAUGAAAGGCAAGAUGAUAGAAUGAAGGCUUUGUUUGAUAGAAUGCAACAAGAAAUGACAACGACCGAAGUAACAAGCUUCAAAAGCAUUCAAUUGGUUUUCUUCCCGGUCGUUUUACCAGAUCACUACUAUUUGCUGUGUGUCAACUUUGUGGAAGGAACACUUGAUUUGAUUGACAACAUAUUUCUUCCACCAAAUAUUCCUUUUCACAAUAAAUAUGGAAAUUACCAUAGAUUAAUGUUGAAUGCAUUUGCUGAUUUCGUUCACUCAAUUGACUCAAAUAUAAAGAGUGACUUUGUAUCCUCCUUCAAAACAAGAAACUUGAGUAUGUCGUGGAAGAGCAAUAAGAACAAACAUGAUUGUGGAGUGUUCCUGUUGAAGCACAUGGAAACAUAUGAAGGAGAAUCUGUAAAACAAUGGAAUUCGGGACUAGAAUUAGACAAUUUUGACCAAAUGAAAAAAUUAAGAGUGGAGUAUUGUGGGAAGAUAAUAACAGCAGAAGUAAAUGAAGAACGGAACAAAGUGAUUAGGAGAUCAAAAAAGUGGUCAAAGGAGAACAAAAUGGAUAUAUGAUUGUUAAGAUCUUAAGUUUAUA